Heterocephalus glaber (naked mole-rat) is the source of this 1233-nucleotide messenger RNA. RefSeq names its product glutamine synthetase. Gene Ontology annotation, cellular component: cytoplasm. Lineage: Eukaryota; Metazoa; Chordata; Mammalia; Rodentia; Bathyergidae. Gene Ontology annotation, molecular function: glutamine synthetase activity. The record is from RefSeq and is a predicted model, not a curated record.
UGUGCUCCUGCUCACCGCCCGGAACAUCUUCCACUAUGGCCAUCUCAGCAAGUCCCCACUUGAACAAAGGCAUCAAGCAGGUAUACAUGUCCCUGCCUCAGGGCGACAAAGUCCAAGCCAUGUAUAUCUGGACUGAUGGUACUGGAGAAGGGCUGCGCUGCAAGACUCGCACCUUGGACUGUGAGCCCAAGUGUGUAGAAGAGUUGCCUGAGUGGAAUUUUGAUGGGUCUAGCACUUUCCAGUCUGAAGGCUCCAACAGUGACAUGUACCUUAUCCCUGUUGCCAUGUUUCAGGACCCCUUUCGCAAAGACCCCAAUAAACUAGUGUUCUGUGAAGUUUUCAAGUAUAACCAGAAGCUUGCAGAGACAAAUUUAAGACACACCUGUAAAUGGAUAAUGGACAUGGUAUGCAACCAGCACCCCUGGUUCGGAAUGGAGCAGGAAUAUACUCUGAUGAGGACCGAUGGCCACCCCUUUGGUUGGCCUUCCAACAGCUUUCCUGGGCCCCAAGGUCCAUAUUACUGUGGUGUGGGAGCAGACAAAGUCUAUGGCAGAGAUAUUGUGGAGGCUCAUUAUCGGGCCUGCUUGUACGCAGGAGUCAAGAUUACAGGGACGAAUGCUGAAGUCAUGCCUGCCCAGUGGGAAUUCCAAGUAGGACCCUGUGAAGGAAUCUCCAUGGGAGACCAUCUGUCGGUGGCCCAUUUCAUCUUGCAUCGUGUAUGUGAAGACUUGGGAGUGAUAACAACCUUUGAUCCUAAUCUCAUUCCAGGGAAAUGGAGUGGUGCUGGCUGCCACACCAACUUCAGCACAAAAGCCAUGAGGGAAGAGAAUGGUCUGAAAUACAUUGAGGAGGCUAUCGAGAAACUAAGCAAGUGGCACCAGUACCACAUUCAUGCCUAUGAUCCCAAAGGGGGCCUGGACAAUGCCCGGCGCCUAACUGGAUUCCAUGAAACCUCCAACAUCAACGACUUUUCUGCUGGUGUAGCCAACCGUAGCGACAGCAUCCACAUUCCUCAGACUGUUGGCCAGGAGAAGGGUUACUUUGAAGACCGUCACCCUUCUGCCAAUUGUGACCCCUUUGCUGUGACAAAAGCCCUCAUCCGCACAUGUCUUCUCAAUGAGACUGGCGAUGAGCCCUUCCAGUACAAAAACUAAGUGGACUACACUUGCAGCUGUCGAGCCCCUCCUAGUUCUCUGCCUUCCUCCAGCUCUUCCCCAUGUUUCAGUUGUCCUA